AUUCAGAGUUUAGGGCCCCUAGUACUUUGGCCAAGCCUGCACUCUGCUGACUGUGUUUGGGGAGGUUCUGACCUGAGGAGCGCUCAUUUUAUCUGUUUAACAGGCGCAUAGGAAGCAUCACAUCAAGCUCUCCCUGGAGCCCUGAGCGGCCUUUCUGCAGGGGGCAAUGAUCUUUUAUUAACAGCUGAAGAAUGGACACUAACGAGGGGACUGAACUUCUCCUCCCGGUGUGAACCUUACAACGCACCAUAAUGACAACACAAAGACCGAGUGAGGCAGAAAUGUAACAACACUUGUUAAGAGGCUUCAGAGCAUUGACAGCUCCAGGUUAGCCCGUGCGGGGGCUCCAAGACGGACGAGGAAACCCCGAGGAUCAAGGCCUCCUGUCCGGAUGACACCAGCAGGAGCCAGCCACAAUGCCCUACUCAGCUAGCAUUAGCUAAGCUAACUAAUGUCUUCCCUGAAUUCGACAUAAUUGUAAAUGGAUAACUUUUUUUCAGCAACUUUAUUUGAAGUGGUUUGGACUGGCAGUUGUUAAAGAGGUUGCUGUCGCCGUAUGGACGGACAACAUCCGCCACAGGAGCGGGAGUAAAAACUGCGGAGGGCUCUUCAGGUGAGACUUGUAGCUUUAUGUAGCCAACGUCCAUGUUAGCCUGCUAGCUUGAUUACUUAACGCUGUGUAGUUGAGGUAACUAAAACUGCCAUAAAGACCAGCUGUGAAUUGAUAUAAAGUGAUUUUCUCCACUGUUCACAGUGAUUUAUUGUGCACUUUUAAUUGAUACUCGGUAACUUCACGGUGCGCCACAGCGUUAGGGUGUCAAAAUUUGAGGAGGUGUUGAUGAGCAGAAUAGCAUUUCUCACUAUGUUAACUAGCUUUAGCCGCGGUUAGCAUCUUUUCUGAGGUUUAAUUUAAACAUUUCAGUGGUUGUUUUGCCGAAAACAAGGACACCAGAUUAGCUGAUAAAGGUUGAUUUAAAAUGAAGGUUUGAGGUUGUCAGUCUUUGCAUCUAUGUGUGGUAAGGGUUUCAGAAGACUGUCGAGUUAAAUUCACUUAAACCUUUGCUCCCCUGACAAGAACUACCAAUUUAUUUAAUUUUACUUGUGCAUGCUUUCAUUUUUGUGGCACUGUCAUCACAAUUUGAUCCUAUUUAGUCUUAUUAAAGACAGUCAUUGGCUGUUGGAUUCCCUGUCAGCAAGGAUUCCCCAUUGGAGUUCAGCCCUUUAGUUAAUAUAGUUGUUAUAACUGCAUUAAAGGUGAGAAGAUCUUGUAGGGGAUUCAUUUUAAGUCCCUCUGCAUCAAUGUCUCUCAGAGUUAAAUGACAGGGUGUCACCUCCCUCUCAGUCCACAUACUGGUUUGUUCACUUCCAAGCUGGCAUCUGGAUAUUCAAUUUCACCGUAACAAGUCAAGAAAUAAUGAACUUUAUUCGUAGGGCUGACAUUUAUUUGCUACAUACUGCGUACAACGGAGUAUCACUGUAUUAAAAGCAGUUAGAGUGUUCAGGUUGGACCUCAGGAUAAAAAAGAUGAUUGUGUCACAUUGCCUGUUUAAAUGAGAAAAACAUCAUGCAAGAUAUUUAGAUCUCUUCGGCCUGUUUGUAUGUCAGCCAUACUUAGUAUGGCAUCAACACUCAUGUCCUUGUCCACAUUCGGGCAUUCUUUAUUGUUUGUGUAUCUCUCUCUCUAGGCAUGAUGGAAGGACUUCAUAGCCAGGCUAUAAGCCUGGAUCCACGCAGACAGGAGCUGCUUGAGGCUCGCUUCACUGGAGUUGGUGUGACCAAGGUUUGCAUCUCUAAAUGAUGUAAUAAAAUUUGUUUUGUUGGUAAGAGUGGGCAGCUGUCUUCAAUAGAAACAACCAGAGAGGUAAUGCACCAAAGAUAGAAGCAAAAAGAAAUGUAAUCUGUGUAUUUCUGCUGCUAACUUAAUGGGGUGCCCUUCUUGACUUUGCUGACACCAAUUUUGGAAUAUAAAAAAAAAUAGCUCAAAGUUUACCUGCAGAAAACCACCCUUCACCCCUACUGUUUUUGUGUACAAACACAAAAAAGGACCUGAGCACCCUGUCAGCUCUCUUGUAUGAUAAUCCUUUAGCUUGGAAGUAUUCUCUGUUUCCAGCAUUGACUGGCGCUCAGUGUCCAGAGUUUUCCCUGGUGGAAUGACGGUGUCUCCCUGAUCUAAAGCUAAACAAGACAAGCUCUGUCUUUGCUGACAUGGGAGCUGGCCAGCAGCUCUUUGUUUCAGCUGAGACUAGUGACACUGAAAUGGCAUCGAGGCUGAAGCUCACAGCACAGGCUGCGCACGAUGCUGCAACCCUGCUGUUGAACUGAGCAUUAGAAAAUGGCACUCCCUGAGAAAGCAAUCACUCUUUUCAUGCCCCGGCCUAUAGCGUGCUGUUCCGAAAUGAAGUGUCAGGCCUGCUUGCUGGCCAGAUCGCUGUAGUAAUACACUGAGAAGGAUUGAAGACUGGGACGAUUGUAAUAUAGUAAAUGUUUUCUGGAAGUACCACUAUUUGGACAUGAGUUGUAUACAAGCUUGGAUAAAAAAACUAGCAUUUCUGGCUAUGCGUGUGACCUUGAUCAGCAGAAAGCCAGCAGGCUUUAAAGCAUUAGCCUCCUGCUCCAAUUAGCCUGCUGUUUCUUCUUAGUCUCAUCAGGCUGUGCAGCUGGCCGUGAAUGGUAUGCAUGACACUGUCUGAUUUCACCUAGUGGAUGUUAACUGAAGAUUUGCAGAUUAACAUUGGAAGGCCUGUUAAACUUCCACUGUAGCUUCCAGGCUUAUUAGACUAGAUUACUUAGUGAUUAAGGAGACGUGACUUUUAGAUGUAACAAAGAAGUAAUUGAAACACCAUGAUUGAAAAGGCCAAAAAGAUCCAAGAUUCUGUCAGUCAUUUCCUCCUAAAUUUGUUGUGUUAAUAUCUUUUUUUAUUUGAUCAAUUUUCAGCACCUUUCUCAUAACCAAAAAGAUAGCAACAGACUGAUAUGUCAUGUCUAAUGUGUGCAUUUGUCUUCCAGAGUUCAGCCAACAGUGAAUCAUCCAACCAGUCUCUGUGCAGUGCUGGAUCACUCAGUGACAAAGAAGUGGAGGUGUGUUGGUGGUUGAUCCAAUUCUUGAGAAAUGUUGGCCUUCUCAUAAGGUCCUCCUGACCAUGUGUGCACUAACUGAUGUUUACUGGUGUCCCUUUGUUAUUGGUGAUGUAGCAUUUUGUCAUCAGUGAUACAGUUGGCUACAAUCAGGUCAAGCAUCUGUUUGUGAGUUAUCCAUUUCCAUUUACCAGUGGACAAACUCAUAGAGUCACAAAUUUGUCUAGAAUUGUAACAGACAAAAUGAGAGUUUGAAACGAGUGAGAGUAGUUCCCUCUCCAACAAGAGUGUGUUUUGUUUAGAAAAAGGUCUUGACAGGCAGGAAAACCUCACAAGCAAGAGGUAAACAUGCUGGCCCAGGUUUAAACCUGAGAACUUCUUUGUUUGAGGCAACAGUUGCAAAGAAGUGAAUCAACAAAUCUAAACAAAGUGUUCCUGUUGACAUUGUGGUGUUAAGUUUCUUUGAACCACAAGAGCAAAUAUAGCUUCAAACUUAAAAGUGCACGACUUCAUUUUUUCAACAUGGGUUCUUUGUCUCUACAUUAAUGUGGUAAAUGAAAAUCAAAGCUUUGCUUCUGCUCUGCCCAUUACAGACACCGGAGAAAAGAGGCAAUGAUCAGAGAAGCAGAAAGAGAAAAGGAGACAUUUACGACAGCAACAGCCAGGGUAAGACAUCUGCCCUGACUCUUGGGAUUUUUCAACGAACAUGGCAUCCUAUAUAAAGAACUAUUACAUUUUCUUUAGCUUUAUAUCAACACUUCUUUCAUCUUAGUUGUAAAUACAAUUAGAGAAACCGGAGUAAAAACUCUGCAGUCUAAUUACAUUUUGUGUUUUCACCUGUUUUUUGUAGGAAAGUUACGAGGGCACAAAAUCAGUGAUUAUUUUGAGGUGAGUAAAAACCUAACAGACCUUAGAUCUUUCUUAAACCUUAGUGUGACAUUUAAACCCUCACUUUCUGACUCUGCUGCUGUAGUUCUUCAUCACUUUCUUCCUUCCUUCUGUCUUGUUUGCACUCUUGUCACUCUUGUCCCUGUGGCCAGUUCGCUGGUAGCAGUGGCUCUGGCACCAGUCCUGCCCGGGGCAUUUCCAUGCUGGUGCGCUCCUCUCCACAGCACUCACUGUCUAAUCCUCUGGUGAGCACCAGCAUCCAUCUCCAUCGCUCUCACUACAGCUUUGCCUGUUUAUUUUUCUGACUUACUGCACUGGUUUACUGUCUUCACCAAGAGUCUUACUCACGUGUUAAUAAUAUUUCUUUUCUCUGUUUUUUGCGUUAGUAUCAUCAUGUUGGAGAUUUUGAUUGCCUUUUUUUCUGAGGCUGUAGUGGACCAAAAAAAAUCCACCAAAAAUCCACCCACUUAUCAACUAAUCAAUUGAUCGAUGGGGGGGAGCUGCACAGUAUCUGUAGAUCAACCUGAUCAUUGAAAGUGUUGUCAGUACGCCCUGGCUGGUAGUCUGAAUGAACUUCAGGGUUGACAUGUGCUUUUUGCAGCAUCAUGAAUUAUUUUUAACCUCAUGAAGAUGAACUGAAAUAAUAAAAAAUGACUCUGAGCUGACCAGUGGGCUCUGGCCUGUAUUCAUAAUCUGGAAGUAUAACUACCAUCUUGACCUGAAUCAAAUGAAAUUAAAAAAAAAGAUCAUGUGUAAAUGAAGCGUUAGGAUUUAUAUACUGUAAUAAUAAAAAUAUCCCGCAGUCUGUCAGAUGGAUAACGGCUCUGUAAAUAGGCAUCUUUAAGAAUGUAACAGACUUGCAUGCAUUAGGUUAGGACAUCAUGCACUCGUCAUUUUUGCAUUACACUUCAUGGCACUGGGUUGUGAAGGGUUGUGUUAGCAGUGUCUCUAUUUAGUGAAUGUACUUUACUAUCUGGGCAAAGCAGUGAUUUGCAGGUCAGGGUAUUUUCAUUGUUGUUUCCAUUUGUUCUUAAAAGAAUUCUCCUGAAUAAAAGGAGGUUCAAGUUUUUUUUUUUAUAACAAAACUUUAUAGUUUUAUGAGUCAUAAAUGCACCUUCUUAGGUGAGAUUUUUCUCUGCAAUUAUCCACCCUUUCUUAAUCACUUGGAUCUCAUAAAGCAACAACAGUUUGUUUUUUUCUUGCACUCUUAAAAAGUUUCUGUCAAAACAGCUUUCAUAAUAUGUGUUUUUGUUUUCUUGAAUCGCCCUAUAAUAUCCGUGUUAUGUUACUGAAUUUUAAGUUGUGUCUCUCUACCUGUCUCUCUCCUCUGUUUUUCUGAAUCACAGUUUCAGCAGGGUAGUCCUUCGUCCACAGGCUCGGCCCACACAGACUCCUCCUCUUGCAGCUCUGUUAAGACAGCUCCCACACACUCCUACUCCCAUAAGGCCACUCAGGUAAUGCGCCCACUGAUGCAGAUCUCUGCUCCACAUUAGGGCUGGGCAAAAUGGCCUCAAAUCAAUAUCACGAUAUAUUGAGCAGUUCACCUCAAUAACGAUAAAUGGUCGACGAUAACUACUCCACUAGCUGCUCACCCCCUCCCACAUUAACAUCGUAUACUUCAGCUGCUGCUCCAGCUGCUACAACUUUUGAACCAUCUUUCAUCUCCUCAGUUGUCUUCCUUCUUUGUAUGGACUGGAUAGGGUGGAGUCACGUCUCUGACGUAGGACAGCGUCUUAAAGGGACAUGAGACCAUCGCCUACCUACAACCAUCUAAAACCAACUUUUAUUUAUUUUUUUGACGCCAAAUAUAUUGACAUGGGCAAAAUGACGGUUAUUGUUGUAAAUUUUGGUAUCUGUAAAUUUUUGGUUUAUUGCCCAGCCCUACUCUACAUCAACUUGUACCAUAUUUCUUCAGUAUACUCCCAGUCAUGUUGUCUUUGUCCUCUUUUACAUGCAUUUCUUUUUUACUAACUUAAGUGGAGUGUUGAAGUGGAAACAUUUUUGUGUCCUGAACUUGUCCCUCUACUGUCUGUAGAGAAAAAGCAGAAUCUCCCUUUAAGCUGAGUUUGACAAAGCUUUAAACUUUGACUCAGCCUCACCCCUUCUUCACUCAAUUGAAAAAGCAGCUCUUGUUUCCGAAGUUGCGACUGCAAAAAUUAAAGGUCAAUUUUUAAUUGGCUUUAACCAACCACAUCACAGUUUAUGUGACAUGCACCACACAUCCAAUUAUCCUUUUAGUUUUUUUUAAUUGGCUUAAUUAAAGGUCAACAUUUUGAAUUCUGAGGUGAUAACUAAGAUACCAGUGACUCCUUUUGGUACACUUUAAAGUGAUGAACGUGAUACACACAGGCCCAAAGGGCGUCUGCAUCAAAUGAUCAGGCAGAAAUGUUAACUGUCGACCUGUUGUUGCUUUUCGCCCUCCGUUUUCAGUCAGAACUGACACUGCUGAAGCUGAAAGCUCUGGAGAAGAACAAGAACUCUGAUCUGGAGAAGAAGGAGGGGAGGAUAGACGACCUGCUGAGGGUGAGAUGAGGAGCAAAAAUUUUAUAUGAAAGCCACAACAGGUUGAAUUUGGUUUGGAGCGUGAAGAAAGUUUCUGGGUUAGAUUAGAAGUUAAAACAAGUUUUUGUUUAAUCCUGCACAAAAAUUACACUUUAAUCUUUUUAAAUAGAUCAAUCAAAAACGCCUUAAAUGAACACUUACCAUUGUAGACAAAUGUACCCUUGCUUGUCUGGUAAAUAAGCUGUGCCUGUCUGGUUGCAGCUCAUCAUGAAAAUCCUCAUUAUUUCUCAAAAACCAUUGUAGCCCAAAUUAGACUUGGUGUAAAUGUCAGCAAACAAAGCCAACGCUGAUUGUUGUUGCAUCCUGUCAGCCUCAAAGGCUUUAUGUAAUCAGUGUGAGAUGUCACAGUGAUUAUGUAGUGUCAUGUUUUGGCAGGCAAACUGUGACUUAAGGCGGCAGGUAGACGAGCAGCAGAAGAUGCUGGAACGCUACAAAGAACGGCUUAAUAAGUGUGUGACCAUGAGCAAGAAGCUGUUAAUCGAGAAGGUGAGUGGAGCUGUGCAUUGAAUCAAUGGUUGUUUGUAAUAAACAACAAAGUGCCCCCAUCCUCUCCUUUUGGAGAAAAAUUUUUGCAAAUUAUAACCUUGAUGGUUGCUUGCAAGUUGUGUUGGUGAUGGUGAUUGGGCUGCAGAAAUGAUAACAGCCUGUCAAAGGAUAGUAUUUAGUGCAUAAUUUAGCUGCUUUUUACAGAAUGAUCGUUUUUGUUGUAGUCAAAACAGGAGAAGAUGGCCUGCAGGGACAAGAGCAUGCAGGACCGUCUGCGUCUGGGCCACUUCACCACCGUUCGGCACGGCGCUUCCUUCACCGAGCAGUGGACAGAUGGAUUCGCCUUCCAGAACCUCAUCAAGUCAGCAUGCAAACAGGCUCAAACAUCUGUGCAUGUUUUUGUCCACUUGAAAUUAAGUGGGUGUUCACACGGGAUUGUUCUCAAACAUUUUCAGGCAGCAGGAGAGAAUCAACUCACAGCGGGAGGACAUGGAGAGGCAGAGGAAGCUGCUUGGGAAGAGGAAACCUCCAUCCAUGGCCUCCACGCCUCUGCCCAGCCUGGAACAGAACAAGAGAAAGAGCCGAAGCAUCGGCCAGGAGAAUGAAGCGUAAGAUCCCUAAUUAGAGCUCAUCACAUUGCAUUGUGAAUUCUCAAUGUGCACAAGCCUUACAUUUACAACAAGGAAAAAAUACAUCUUUGAAACGACGCUUAAAUUUGUUGUUUUUUCGAUCUUAAGGUGGCGUAUAAAAUAUAUCAAAAUCUGUUGCUUCUCCAUUUCUCAAAGGUUGUCACUUGCAGAAUAUCACGAGCAAGAGGAGAUUUUCAAACUUCGAAUCGGUCAUCUAAAAAAGGUACCAGUUCACAGCUUGAACCAGCGUUUCAUAGUUCACCUCAAGAACAGCUAUUGCUUGUUCCUGUUUAUCAGGGAUAAAAUUAGACGAUUGAUUUGUUUGACUGUUUGUAGGAAGAGGCAGAGAUCCAAUCAGAGCUGGAGCACUUGGAGCGAGUUAGAAACCUGCACAUUCGGGAGCUGAAAAGAAUCCACAAUGAAGACAGCUCCCAGUAUGUAUCACUAGUUUCACUUGUCCCAGUUUCUAAAGUGGGGCUUGGAAUCUUUUAAAGUGAAGUUUAAAACGCUCAAUGCCUAAGUAAAUGUUUAUCUCUUUAGAUUUAAAGACCAUCCCACGCUGAACGAAAGAUAUCUGCUGUUGUAUCUACUAGGACGAGGUGGUUUUAGUGAAGUUUUCAAGGUAAGUGUGGGUCUACUAGCUAACCACAAGUCUUUAUUAGUACCAGUAUAUAGUCAUCAAAGCAGUUAUUGAUCAUAUAAUGCUUUUGGCAGGCUUUUGACUUGACAGAGCAGAGAUAUGUGGCCAUUAAAAUCCAUCAGCUCAACAAAAACUGGAGGGAGGAGAAGAAACAAAACUACCACAAGUGAGUCUGAAUGUUUGUUCUCCCUGUAUAUGCUACACCCUGAAGUUUACACCCAUCAUAGAAGGAUCUAUUUAUGAUUUUUAUUGUCUAUUUUUUUUUCAGACAUGCUUGUAGAGAGUAUAGAAUCCACAAAGAGCUGGACCACCCAAGAAUAGUCAAACUGUACGACUAUUUCUCACUAGAAACAGACUCGUAAGUAAAUCACCGAACAAUAAUCUCACCUGAAUAGAUAUUGUAAAUUCAUGUGCGACGUUUAAUAACUGGAUUGACCUUACUGGCUGUAUCUGUUGUACACUCUCGCUCAGGUUCUGCACAGUGCUGGAGUACUGCGAAGGCAAUGAUCUAGACUUCUACUUAAAACAGAAUAAGCUGAUGAGCGAGAAAGAGGGUCGCUCCAUAGUCAUGCAGAUAGUCAACGCCCUCAAGUACCUCAACCAGAUCCGUCCACCCAUCAUCCACUAUGACCUCAAACCAGGUUGAUUUCACUGUCUGAGCGGGUCACUUUGCAUCACUCCUUUUCAAUCUUUUAUUUGAACUCAUCCAUCUCUGUUGACUGUGAUUGCAGGAAACAUUCUAUUGGUUAAUGGCACAGCCUGCGGAGAGAUUAAGAUCACUGACUUUGGCCUGUCGAAGAUCAUGGAUGACGACAGCUACAGCUCUGCAGACGGCAUGGAGCUGACGUCACAAGGAGCCGGGACCUACUGGUACGCAGACAUAUUUCACUUUGGUAACCAAGCAACAAAUAAGGCCUCACAAGACGGCAGCAAAGGGAGGUGGUGCGCUCAUAUAGGUCAACCUAUUUUAAUGUAAUGUUGUGAUUGUUGUGUCUGCAGGUAUCUGCCCCCUGAAUGCUUUGUGGUGGGCAAGGAGCCGCCCAAAAUAUCCAACAAGGUGGAUGUUUGGUCAGUAGGGGUCAUCUUCUACCAGUGUUUGUACGGACGCAAGGUAAACAGUCAUCUGCCGGCUGGAGCAGGGAUUCAUUUCAGGUCAGAUUUGUUUGAUCAAGGUGGAAAAUGAAACUCAAAAGUCUAACAACAUUGUCCUUUUUUUGUUUUUCCCCUCAGCCCUUUGGUCAUAAUCAGUCGCAGCAGGAUAUCCUUCAAGAAAACACCAUUUUAAAAGCUACUGAUGUGCAGUUUCCCCCAAAACCUGUGGUCACCACAGAAGCAAAGGUGUUGUGCUCAUUUCACUCAGAUCCAGGUGUAGAAGGAAGAUUCAGCUGCUAUUUAGAUUUAGACAUUUAUGAAGAGAAUAGACAGGCCUCAAUAUUGUAGAAACAAAUGUGAUUGGCAGAAAACAGUCUGUGCAGAGGAGUGAGCAUCUGUUCUCCUUUCUCUCUCUCUGCAGGCCUUCAUUCGACGCUGCCUCGCUUAUCACAAGGAGGACCGUGUGGACGUGCUGCAGUUGGCCAGCGACCCCUUCCUCAUGCCACAUAUUCGUAAAGCACUGGGCAGCAGCACUCAGCUGGCACCUCCUCUUCCCUCCACCUCCAGCGUCUACAGCAGCAGCGCCUCUGACUGAAGCAAGCUGGGGGGAAAAAAAAAAACAAACUGAAAUAAACCCCUCCCCUCCAGCGAGGACAGAGCCACGCGGAGACGUUCCACACUUGACGAAACUCCUCUUUUGCUCCCUCAAUGAAAGAGCAGAGAGCAUGAUGGGAUGUAGGGAUCCUAAAAGUGUGAACUGAACCAAAAUAAUGGUUGUAGUGGUGAUGUAGUUAACAUGACCACCACCAUCAUCCAAGUGGUAUAAAUGAAGGGCCAGUCUGUGGCUGUGGGCUCGGUAGAACCCAAAGAUCUGCCCAUAUGCAUGCACUAACACAAAAACUCUGGCUCGAUUCAAGGGGCUUCUUUAUGUGAUAAAUAGUGAAAGCACCUGAAAAAUUGCACAAACGUUCGGCAGAGAAGUCACCGUGUGUGGAAGAUCUGCCUGUACUCUGAGAGAGGCGUACAAGUCAAAGCAUAAAUGAAAUGUCAUUGCAUUCUGCUUGAGCUGAAUCAUCUAUCCAAGUAUUUUUCAUAAACUAUAAAACAGUCACUUUCCAACAUAUCUCCCUGUAGGUUUGGAAGGGCUUGUAAAAGUAAUAAGUAGAGACUGAUGACCAAAGUUCAAGACCAGCUUUGUCGACACAAAAACCAUUUGAUGGUUCAGAAAUGACUUGAAACAGAAGAGAGCUGAUUCUGAGGAGUUACUGCUUUUGACCUAUUUUAAAGAAUUUACUGGAAAACUGGAAGUCAGCUUCUUAUUUUAAUUUUGAAGUCCAUAUUUUUCCAUGAAAUUUAAUCCCUGCAAUGUUUUUAACAUUAAAAGAGGGGACUGGCAAUGAGUGAGUGAUGUGUUGAGAUUGAAACAGAAAUAAUAAUGAAAUCAUUAAAAAAGUUUGGUUAAUA
Molecule: messenger RNA, 10836 nt
Organism: Xyrichtys novacula (pearly razorfish)
Lineage: Eukaryota; Metazoa; Chordata; Actinopteri; Labriformes; Labridae
Source: the annotation of a GenBank genome assembly